Molecule: messenger RNA, 1424 nt
Organism: Bursaphelenchus xylophilus (pine wood nematode)
Lineage: Eukaryota; Metazoa; Nematoda; Chromadorea; Rhabditida; Aphelenchoididae
Source: the annotation of a GenBank genome assembly
AUGGCAAACCCGAGAAAGCAAGGAGAACAGAAGAAGGAGGAGAAAAAGCCCGGCGACCAACAGCAGAAGCCAGGUGUGUCUAAGCCGAAGCCGAAACCCACCCCUUAUUCAACUAUCCUGAAGGCCUUAGGACUUAUGGAUUCAAAAUCUCCAACUAUCAGCGAUGAAGUAUACGGCCUGCUUCAUAAAGUCUGUCAAAAUCACAAGCCUUGUUCAGGCACCCCUACCGGGGACCAUUGUGUCCAACUCAUUGGCAUGCAAAAUCGUAUUACCAAACACGAUCUGUUCCACAAGAAGAAGGUGAUGCCAGCCUUGAGGAAACUUGACGUUGUCUGGCGCAACUAUUCGCACCGCCACCCUGCAGAAGCUCAACAAGUUGAAGAGGAGCUUAUGGAAUUGGAUAACCAAGAGCCUGAAGACCAGCCCGGCGCCUCCAAUGUAAAGGACAACCCCUCCAAGGACAAGAAGGCCAAGUCGAAGAAGUCAAGUGCAGAGGAAGAUCAAGCUAAGUAAACAGAUCUCUAUGGUUGUUGUAUGUCAAUUCAGGUAAAAAUAAAUAAAAUUUUUCCUGUUUUUUCAUAACACAAUUCCGCUCUUCCCCCUCCCACAACCGAUACCUUUUACUCUCGCACUCUGUAGCUAAUGCAUCCGAGGCAAUUAUCCACUAGCGAUUGGUUUUGAGCCACGCUCGACCCUCUCGGGUCACACUAGAUGGCUUACCCUUCCGCCGCUCACUCUGAGUAGCGAUUUCAUCUCCAGUAUCAAUUGAGUUCGGGUACUUCUAUCUAUUCAAGAGCUUCCGCUUCCGCGUAUGCUUAUCUGAUCAUGCUUUUAUUAUAGGCUGUGCCUUGGUUCUCACGAACCGCACGAACAGUGCAUCCUUCAGCCGCCCUAUCAUAGACCUGUCACCAAUGGCUGCCAUAUAGAGCGAAAACCCAACGCUUCUAUAGGCACUGAGGCAGCUGGGCUCUGCCUGUAUCGUAUACUUCAUCACUUUUCACUUCGGUUUGUAGCCUCCUUUCUCACUAACCUUUCUACAGCACUUGACAUCAAAUCGAUAGCUCAAGGCUAACUUUUGUCCGUACUUGGCUUUCGAUCGGUAACUUAGCGAGGGGAGGUAUUUGGUUAUCUUGAUUUGAGGGGUACUCAUCUCUCACACCAAACCUGCUGCUCAGUAAAAGUAGCCUCUUUCACUUCAUGCCCUACUAUGAUUCUUGCCAGCCUUGAGGAAACUUGACGUUGUCUGGCGCAACUAUUCGCACCGCCACCCUGCAGAAGCUCAACAAGUUGAAGAGGAGCUUAUGGAAUUGGAUAAUCAAGAGCCUGAAGACCAGCCCGGCGCCUCCAAUGUAAAGGACAACCCCUCCAAGGACAAGAAGGCCAAGUCGAAGAAGUCAAGUGCAGAGGAAGAUCAAGCUAAGUAA